AUGGAUUUCCACACCCUCACCAGGAAGGCGCUCCAGGCUCUCUGCAAGCAGAACGGAAUCCCAGCCAACAUCACCAAUGUCGCCAUGGCCGAUUCUCUCUCCGCUCUUCAACAUGUUGAAGGACUGGAAGAGUUGUUGAACCAAUCUCCAGAGAAAAUCAUGAUUGGAUCAGCAAGUGUCUCUCGUACUGCGGCUAGGACUACCGCUAGGCGUGCUCCGACUAAGAAGACUGUUGGUGAAGAGGUGGAACAGGAAAAGACUGAGGUUCCACCAAAGACUCCUGCUGCUCCAAGCACCAGGAGGAGGGCUCCAGCUGCUUCAGCUCGCCAGAAGACGGAGACCCUAACAGAAACAGCCUCUGUGCAGCGCGCUUAUAGUACUAGGCGAUCAGUGAGGUUGUUGGGGAAGACCAUGUCGAACAUGACCAUGUCGAACAUGAGCCUGGAUAAGGAUAACACCAUGGCUUCUAGUAUUGAUGAACUUUCUGCAGAUACCAUGGAUUGCUCAGAGCAAUCUGAGAGCUCAGUUGUUAAGGGAUCUGAUAUGCAGACAGUAUCAGAAAAUGGAGUUGAUGCUCCUGAAGUGUUGUCGGAGCUCAAAUCAAAGGGACAAGUUAUGGAUGAAACUCCGGUGAAAGAUAGUAAGAUGAAUGUGACUGAAGUACAGAAAGAUGGUCCAACACAGGAAUCAGGAAUGGAAUCUGAGGAGUCUGCACCAAAGGCAGCUUCAGAUGCAGUUAUGAAUUCAGAGGUUAUGGAUGAAUCUAGUGAAGAGAGCUCAGCUGAUGAUAAGGUUAUCGCAGAAUCUCAUUGUGAAGGAGCACAAGAUUUGGUCAAAGAUUCCGAAGAUGUUGUUGAUGCUCAAUCUGCACUGCCACAACAAGUAAACGAACCACCAAGUGCUGUGAAAACUGUUGAGCUCAUUUCAUCAACUCUCAGUUCCACUCCUACUAAGAGCCCAGCAAGCAAAGUUUCUGAUGUGAAUGUGGCUGCCACCACAAUAGAGCCUAAAGAAGCUCCCAAGAUGGAGGCAUUGGGUGAUUACAGUGGAAAAUUUGAUUUCGAAUCAGGUUCCAGCACAGAAGGAGAUUCUGAGAAUGAGGGCACUGAAGAUGAGUCCGUGAAUGAAGCUUCUUCUGAACUUCAGGAUAACAUGAAUGAUAUCAGGGAAGCAAGUGAAGAAGAAGAUUCUGAUGAUGAAAGCACUGAAAGAGAAUCUAGUGAUGAGGAAGACUCUGAUGAUGACCUCACUGAAGAAGAAUAUAGUGAGGAUGAGGCUGUUGCUGAUAUAUCAGAAAAGCAAAGUGCUCAGAAGAGCUUGAUUGUUGACUCUGAUGAUGACAUCACUGAAGAAGAAUUUAGUGAGGAUGAGUCUGUUGCUGAUAUAUCAGAAAAGCAAACUUUUCAGAAGAGCUUGAUUGUUGAAAAUGCUGAUGCUAAUAUGAGUGAAGCAGCAGUAGUUGCCAAGGCUGAAUCAUUCUCACCCUUGCCGGUUAACAUUGCAACCCAGUUUCCCCGCCCAACUUCAGCAAAAUCUUCAGGCAAAAAGAGACCAGAAAGUGCAAUGUACAUCUCUGAUGACAAUGAUGAAAGCUUGGACACUAGCAAUAAGAUGGACAAGGAUGAGGACCUUGAGGAAGUUGAGAUGAAGAAGAAAGAUGAGGUCAUUGUUGGAAAGGAGGAGAUUGUGGAGGAAUUUAAGGCUACGAGUCUAAGGCAGCUGAAGAAACUGCUGAAAAGUAAACUGAAGAUUGAGGACAGCAAGGACACAAAGGUGGUAGAGAAGACAAGAAUUGCACUGAGCGAAGUACCAGUGAACCAAAUGAACGUCAAGGAAAACUGA
Molecule: messenger RNA, 1842 nt
Organism: Fragaria vesca subsp. vesca
Lineage: Eukaryota; Viridiplantae; Streptophyta; Magnoliopsida; Rosales; Rosaceae
Exons: 4
Coding region: 1-1842 (613 amino acids)
Source: RefSeq, a predicted model, not a curated record